Magallana angulata is the source of this 2333-nucleotide messenger RNA. RefSeq lists its product as uncharacterized. Lineage: Eukaryota; Metazoa; Mollusca; Bivalvia; Ostreida; Ostreidae. Bases 62 to 1726 code for a protein of 554 amino acids. Gene Ontology annotation, biological process: positive regulation of DNA-templated transcription. Gene Ontology annotation, molecular function: ubiquitin-protein transferase activity; zinc ion binding; protein binding. The record is from RefSeq and is a predicted model, not a curated record. The transcript has 2 exons. Gene Ontology annotation, cellular component: chromatin; nucleoplasm.
UGACUUCUUUCGUACAGCCAUGUUUUAUAAAGUGGGUGGAUAGAUUUGGGCACGAUUAAAUAUGGAUCCCCGUCAUAGUGCCCAGGAUGUGCACCGAUGUGACCUUUGUGAUACAAAGAUAGUGCACAGCUACUGUGACUUUUGUCAUGUAAACUUGUGCAUACUAUGUAUAGGAAAACACAUCUCAGAUGGAUAUGACAAACAUAGAAUUGUCCCUUUUCAAGAACGAAGAUCAACUCUAAUUUAUCCAAAAUGUGAAAUACAUCAACAGAAAAAUUGUAAAUUUCAGUGCAAAGAUUGCAAUACCAUUUUUGUUUGUUCUUUUUGUACUGCAUCUGAACAACACAGGGGACAUAUUUUCGUAGAUAUAUCAUCUGUGUACAAGGCACAGAAGGAAAAUAUAGAAAAAGAUACAGAAGAGUUAGUAAACCUCAUUUCUCCUACCUAUGAAGAAAUUGCACGCGACUUGGAAAAUCAACUUGCCAACCUGGAUGGAGGAUAUGAGAAACUUACAACAACGAUGUCCAAACAAGGAGAACAAUGGCACAAAGAAAUCGACAUCGUUAUCAACAAAAUGAAAACUGAAAUAAGCAAAAUUAAAGUGAAACACAGAGAUAUUCUACAGACACAUUUAGGUGAAAUCAAACAAAUACAGUCUCUCAUAAAGCAAACACUAAUGGCCAUAAAAGAAAUUGAGAAAUCCACCGAAGUAUCUCCUGCCAUUAAUUACAACUCUAAGAUCAGAGAGUUCAGCAAGCUUCCACACAAGAUUGAGGUAUCACUGCCAAGAUUCAUUCCAAAACCGAUAGAUCGUGAGAAGCUGUAUAGUUUGUUUGGACAGAUCAUGCCAUUAUCUACUGCCACAGAAAAAAAUAACUUGUUAUUGAACCAUCCAACCACUUCAGUCAGAGAACUACUGGAUGAACCACAGCUUGUUACCACAAUACAGACCGGGCAUGAAAAACUACGCAAUGUGACCUGUCUAAAUGAUGGUAGCAUAUGGACGAGUGGAGAGACCAAUGAUAUUAAAUGCUUCAACACUGAAGGUUUAGUCCUUCAGACAAUCAAGAAAAAAUCUGGUAUAUUUCCCAAUGAUAUAGCUGUAGACAGUGAUGGGGAUCUACUGUAUAUCAGUGCAAUAACAAGGACAGUGUUUAAAGUAAAGAGUGGACAAACAGAAGUGUUAAUCAGAUUACAGGGAUGGAAGCCUGGUAAACUGUGUGUCACCUCUACUGGUGAUAUCCUGGUUACCAUGUUCAGUAAAGAUGGAACUCAAUCCAAAGUUAUCCGCUACUCUGGAUCCACCGAGAAAAGGGUAAUUCAAUUUGAUGAUGAAGGUAAACCUCUGUACUCAGGUAAUAAUAAUACUAAAUACAUCACAGAGAACAGAAACCAUGACAUUUGUGUAGCUGACUGGGCGGCUGGUACAGUGGUUGUGGUUAACCAGGGCGGGAAACUCAGAUGGAGGUACACCGGUUAUCCCUCAUUUACCAAGAACAGAUCAUUUAAACCCUUUGGUAUCACAACAGACAGUCAAAGUCGUAUCCUGACAGCAGACAGUGACAACCAUUGUAUCCACAUUCUGGAUAAGAAGGGACAAUUUCUCCGUUACAUUGAUGACUGUGAUCUGAAGGAUCCUUUGGGUGUAUGUGUGGACAAUAAUGACAAUCUGUUUGUGUGCGAAUUCUACAAAGGCAAUGUAAAGAAAAUCAAAUAUUCGAAAUAGAUACUGUAAUUUGUGAUUGAUGCCAACAGACAUGAUUGCUAUAUUCUAAUUUUUUCACUGAAUUAUUCAAUGAGAUACAAUACGAAUUUCAUCAUACUUACAUGUAGUUAUGUUCAUUCAUGUUUUAUCAAUAAAAUGUGGUUGUAAAUAGUGUGCAUGUGGUUUUAUUUUAGAUGCAAUUUGCCAAUGUCUUAGAUUGUUUUGAACUAACUAAAGGUGUGUUUCAAGGAUGCAUUGUGUACCAAUGGAUUUAGAAUUCAUAUAAUGUGCAAUACCGGUAACUACCUUAUACAUUGUGAAUUGUGUGCAAUAUUCUAUCAAACAGUAUCCCCCACGCUUUUUUUUUUUAUUUUUUGGAAAAGCGGGUAAAUACUGUUGUAGAAAUACAAAAUUAACAAUGUUCAUGUAGAAAGAAUGAACCACAAGGUGACAGUGUGAACUUAUAUAUAUUGUGGUUUUUUACGCCCGUUGUUACAUGCGUUUUUGUGACUUCAAAUACGUGUAUGUAUGAAGUAUAAGAAUAAUUACAACAUUGAUUCAAAUGAAGUAAAAUGACUUUUAAAUAGUUUUGUAAACUUUUUAAUUAAUAACUUCAUCAAAACGGAUU